This is a messenger RNA of Macrosiphum euphorbiae (potato aphid), 432 nucleotides long. The record is from the annotation of a GenBank genome assembly. NCBI's taxonomy places the organism in Eukaryota, Metazoa, Arthropoda, Insecta, Hemiptera, Aphididae.
AUGGCCAGACCUAUACGGCUAUACCAUAGGUCAAGUAUACCAAACAGCCGAAGGCGGCGAGGUGAUCAUAAACAGGUUCGGGAACACCCGUAUCCAGGAACCCCUCGUUGCUGCUUGGAAAAGGCCCAACAAUUCCGAGGAUAUCGCCGAAGAAGAAGUCACAGGCAAGUCCUACAAUUACGUGGACAAAUGCAUCUCGCAUCCGUGCUACACAGACUCGGCGCACUCGUCAAGUCACUUGGCAGCAGCCCUCUGGGUGAGGAAGCCAGCCAAAUCGCUAGGAUAAUCAAUGCGCUCAACAACCACACGCCAGCCUCUGGUGCAACUCCAAAUCCACCUCCACAGAGACUCAGACGAGCAGGCCGAACAGCCCACAAACCGACAUUUGAAUAUGUUAUGUCGGAACCUUGCCUGAUAUAUAUAAAAUCUUAG